Xenia sp. Carnegie-2017 is the source of this 1629-nucleotide messenger RNA. Its product is annotated as cytosolic arginine sensor for mTORC1 subunit 1-like. Gene Ontology annotation, cellular component: cytosol. The record is from RefSeq and is a predicted model, not a curated record. Lineage: Eukaryota; Metazoa; Cnidaria; Anthozoa; Malacalcyonacea; Xeniidae. The transcript has 11 exons. Bases 339 to 1373 code for a protein of 344 amino acids. Gene Ontology annotation, biological process: cellular response to L-arginine; regulation of intracellular signal transduction.
UAUAAUGUAAAUGUAAUCUCGCGAGGAAGGGAAAGUCAAACGGGAGGAUAUAAACCGUCAUAAGUGAAUUGAAAUUAUAACCUAUCGUUUAUUGACGGUGUUUUGGUGAGUUUUUCAAAACAUGCCUAAAACACGUGAAAAAAUAAAUUUGUAGCGAAUGAUGUCCGAUGAUGCAUAAAAGUUAAGAAUUCUGUAGAGGUGUCAAUUGGUCCUAGGAUUUUCCAUCACCAGAGGUCGAUCGAUUGACGAACACCACGCAUUUAUUGAGCAACAUCACGUCGCUGGACGAGUAUUAUACACAACAUUUAAAAUUUUACUCGUAAACUCUGUAAGCGUUCAUGGCUAAAGAGAAUGGGAUGUCUAUAAACGGUGUUGAUACCAGAUUAGAAUUGCACAUAUUGGAAUAUACUUUGAGAAUGGCAACAAUCAGCAAAGAUGCUAUAUCAAAGUAUACACAUUACUUGAUCAAGAUUGCUUUGUUACCCAAAUCAAGGCCUGGAUUUUUUAGCUUUACCAAGUCAAACGAGGACUAUUCCCUAACACUUGAGGAAACUGCUUUUCAAGAACUGCCAAAGGGCCCUGGACUUUCCUGCUCAAAAUGCUUGUGGAAUGUUUUGACAGUUUCACCAGGCGUGAUGGAUUGUGCAGGAAACACUAUGGGUAUUAGCAAAAUUGUCAAUUCCAUUAUCCUUCCACUGGCAAACAAUGGGGUUUCACUAUUCUGCAUGUCUACUUAUCAAGGAGAUUUCAUAUUGGUAAAGCAACAAGAAUUGAUGGCAGCAAUUUGCUGUUUAAAUGGAAAGUUCAGAAUAUUUGAUGAGACAGGAUUUGUGGACCUUUCAUCUGAUUUAGAUCACUCGAAUGCCAUUUUGAACAGAUUAAAUUCUGAUUCUCGAAGCCAUCCAUUGGUCCACUCCAUUGUCAGUCCUUUAAACAAAUUUCAUGUGAUCAGUUUAAACAGUCAAUAUUUCACAUCGCUCAUACCAACGUUGAUUGAUCUCAUGUUCUAUUCAAGUUCACGUCGACCUCCCUCAGAAGGAUAUGAAACAUUUUUUCAUUUUUCAUACGUCGAUGGUGAUUUGUCAGUCGUUCUUGACGACAACGAUCUGGCAAGAUUCCCAAGUCAUUAUUUUUACACAAGCUCGUUCCGUGAACAGUGGAGGAUCAUAAAGAUCGGCGAAUAUCCAUUGGGAUAUGAUGAAUGUGGUAUUGUGGCGCAAAUCGCCGAACCUUUGGUUGAAGCAAAAAUAACGACAUUUUACAUCAGUUCAUGUCAUCUUGGAAAUACGCUGAUACCAGAAGAGGAUAUUGAUAAGGCUUUGGAUAUUUUGAAUGAACGAAGAACUCGGCAUAAUCACAUCGAAAGUGCUUAAAAUGAACUUUAUCCUUAGCUGGGCCUGAGGCGUACAGUUUUAAUGACUUGUCAAUAUCUGUCCUGAUGCGCAUGCGUGGUUAUGUUGAGGAAAUGUGUAUUGGUGUAUUAUGGGUAUUGAGGUUUCAACGAUUGUCGGUUGACGGGAGGGGUUAAAUAUGUAGGUAUGAUUAAGUGUGAAGGUUGUCAUAUAUUUAUGUUAUUUAUUAAGGCGAUAUUAAUAAAAUAUAUUUUUAAUUAUAUUUUUCAUUUAACUA